Molecule: messenger RNA, 2578 nt
Organism: Crotalus tigris (Tiger rattlesnake)
Lineage: Eukaryota; Metazoa; Chordata; Lepidosauria; Squamata; Viperidae
Gene: PLXNA4
Product: plexin A4
Exons: 3
Coding region: 670-2112 (480 amino acids)
Biological process (GO): semaphorin-plexin signaling pathway involved in axon guidance; regulation of cell shape; positive regulation of axonogenesis
Cellular component (GO): semaphorin receptor complex
Molecular function (GO): protein binding; semaphorin receptor activity
Source: RefSeq, a predicted model, not a curated record
UGGGGGCCGGGGGCCAUGGCUGGCCGGGGCGAGUGAGCGGCGGCUUGAAGCCGUAGCCUGGCCGCUGCAGUGGGGGGGCUCUCCCGGGCGAAGGAGGAGGAGGAAGAGGUGGAGGAGAAGGAGAAGGCAGCCAGCAGCAGCGGCAGCAGCAGCGGAAGAGUCAGCCCGGCGGGGCGCUGCGGAGAUGGCCGAGUGAAGAGCGCCGCGGGGGCAGCGGCACCGCGGGUUCGAGCCCCGGGUGCAGUCGGCCGGGCUGAGCGAGCGAGUGAUCGGAAAGGAAGGAAGGAUAGAUAGAUCGAUCUCCGGGCGAGGAUUCCUUGCUCUACCUCUUUUCCUCCAGACCCCCCUUUUGCUAUCUUUUUUUGGGGGGGGCGUCGGAGGGGGGUCCUCUCUUUCUGCCCGUCAUCACCUGGUGGCGGCUUUUCUGCAAAAAAGGUGUUUGCAAAAGAGAAAAAAGAAGGAAAGAAACGGUCGGGAAGGAAUGAGCGGCGCUUUGCUGGCAAAGGCAAGACCCGGUUGGCGAAGCUACGGAACCGGCCAGCCUAGAGGAUAAGCUGUGCUCCAGGACCGGCACUCUGGAAACCUCUGCCUCUGCAAGCUGGUUGGUUGUUCUCCGCCACGCUUCCCAUUUAGGAAUACAAAAAAACAACAAAAAAACUUUUUGCCACCAUGUCGGGAGACAUGUGGAGGUGGACCUGCAUUGGCUUGCAUCUUGUGUUCUGCACGGUGGGGCCGUCUUCGGCCGCUAGGCAGCUCCCCUCUCACCCAAAGAAACCUUUUUUGAUCUUCUCCUCGGAAGCCGCCGAGAUCUCCUUCAACCACUUGGUGGUUGACAAAAGGAAAGGAUCGAUUUACUUGGGAGCUAUCAACUGGAUCUACAAGCUCUCCGGCGAGCUGGUGGUGGAGGCCCGUCACGAGACGGGCCCGGAUAUCGAUAACCCCAAAUGUUAUCCUCCCAAGAUAGUCCAGCCUUGCAACGAGCCGUUGGUAUCCACCAACAACAUCAACAAGAUGCUACUAAUUGACUACAAAGAGAACAGGUUGAUCGCCUGUGGCAGCUUAUACCAAGGGAUCUGUAAACUCUUGAGGUUGGACGACCUGUUCAAACUGGGGGAGCCCUUCCACAACAAGGAGCACUACCUCUCGGGGGUGAACGAGAGCGGGUCGGUGUACGGAGUCAUCGUUUCUUACAACAACAUGGACGACAAGUUGUUCAUUGCCACGGCGGUGGACGGGAAGCCCGAAUACUUCCCCACCAUCUCCAGCCGGAAGCUGCCCAAAAACUCGGAAGCGGAAGGCAUGUUUGCCUACGUUUUCCACGACGAGUUUGUGGCCUCCAUGAUCAAGAUCCCGUCGGACACGUUCACCAUCAUCCCAGACUUCGAUAUUUACUACAUCUACGGCUUCAGCAGUGGCAAUUUUGUCUAUUUCUUGACCCUUCAGCCGGAGAUGGUUUCUCCGUCGGGUUCCACCACCAAGGAGCAGGUUUACACCUCGAAGCUAGUCCGCCUCUGUAAAGAAGACACGGCCUUCAACUCGUACGUCGAGCUGCCCAUUGGCUGCGAAAAGAACGGGGUGGAGUAUCGGUUGUUGCAGGCCGCCUAUUUAUCGAAGGCGGGAUCCAUCUUGGCUCGAUCUUUGGGGAUUAUGCCCGAGGACGAUGUCCUCUUCACGGUGUUCUCCAAGGGGCAAAAGAGGAAGAUGAAGUCUUUAGACGAUUCGGCCCUUUGCAUCUUUCUUCUGAAGAAGAUCAACGACCGGAUCAAGGAUCGGUUGCAAUCCUGCUACCGGGGAGAAGGCACGCUGGAUUUGGCAUGGCUCAAAGUGAAGGAUAUCCAUUGCAGCGGCGCGCUGUUAACCAUUGAUGACAAUUUCUGCGGCCUGGAUAUGAAUGCCCCCCUUGGAGUAUCCGAGAUGGUACGAGGACUGCCCAUCUUCACAGAAGCCCAGGACAGAAUGACCUCGGUCAUCGCCUACGUCUACAAGAACCAUUCGUUGGCCUUUGUGGGAACCAAGAGUGGCAAGCUAAAGAAGGUAGGACUGGCUUUUACGAAGUCAUUGCGGCACGUCGCAAGUUGCGUAGCUCAACGGUUCAGUUCGAUGGAAGGAUGAGGCUUCUGACUUCCAAGGAUUGCCGUAUUUUCGGUAAAGCUUUGCUGGUCGUUUGAAGAGAAAGUUGUUCUGUGGGAAUCCGUCAAAUGGAGAAUGACCAAUCUUGAGGUCUGCUAAGGGUCUAUCUAACUAGCCAGGUUCCAGGUUUUGUGGAUUGGGAUAGUGGCAUUUAAACCAACAAGGAAAACCACUGGAGAUAUGGGACAAGUAAAUUUGAUUCCCGUAUUUUUUCCCCGAGUAUGGAAAGGAAGCUGACCUUCACAAGGUCGGUGUUGUGUUUAUCAUGGGACAAGUACCGUAUUUUCCGGCGUAUACAACGACAGCGUAUAAGACGACCCCCGACUUCAGAGACAAUUUGCAUGCUUUAGAAAGUCGUCUUAUACGUCGGAAAAUAUGGUAAUAAACAUUUGUUGUGUUUAUUAUAAGGGUCAUGGUUGCGCGUUUGGACAAUGGAUCUAAAGUUUGG